Messenger RNA from Orbilia oligospora ATCC 24927, 681 nucleotides. RefSeq lists its product as uncharacterized. Gene Ontology annotation, cellular component: proton-transporting two-sector ATPase complex, catalytic domain. Gene Ontology annotation, molecular function: proton-transporting ATPase activity, rotational mechanism. The record is from RefSeq and is a predicted model, not a curated record. The transcript is spliced from 3 exons. Gene Ontology annotation, biological process: proton transmembrane transport. The coding region runs from base 1 to 681 and encodes 226 amino acids. NCBI's taxonomy places the organism in Eukaryota, Fungi, Ascomycota, Orbiliomycetes, Orbiliales, Orbiliaceae.
AUGUCAUUGACGGAUGACCAGGUGGCGGGGGAGCUAAAGAAGAUGACAGCGUUCAUCAAGCAGGAGGCGCAGGAAAAGGCCCAUGAGAUUCAGAUAAAAGCAGAUGAGGAAUUCACUAUCGAGAAAGGGAGACUCGUACGCUCCGAAACAGUCUCUAUUGAUACUCAGUUCGAGCGAAAACACAAGCAAGCCGAGUUAUCACAACAAAUUGCCCGAUCAAAUGUCACAAAUAAAACGAGGCUCAAGGUAUUGGGUGUUAGGCAGGAGCUAUUAGAGAGCAUUUUUGAAGAUGCUAGGAAAAGCUUAGGCCAGAUAGCCAAUGAUAAAGCUAGAUACGCAGAUGUCCUUGAGGGACUGAUUUUAGAAGGUGCAUUCGCCCUCGCGGAACCGAGUAUCUCAGUAAGGGCUAGGAAAAUGGAUUUUGAUCUGGUCAAAUCUGCCGCCGAUUCUGCAUCCUCAGCAUACGCUGAGAAAACCGGCCAGAAUAUUAAGAUCACACUAGAUGAAGCUGGGGAACUACCAACGGAUUGCGCCGGGGGUGUCUUCGUUAUCAGCGGCAAUGGGCGUAUUGAUAUCAACAAUACUUUUGAGGAGCGCCUUGGCAUUCUAGAAGACGAAGCUCUACCAGCGGUCCGAAACACUCUAUUUGGGCCUUCGCCCAAUCGCAAGUUUUACGACUAG